AUGAUUUGUUCCAGAGAUAUUCAAGAAUACUUUCUGAACAGCUACAAUCUCUACGAAAGUCUAUUUACCUCCAUAGCCGAUGACUCGGCUCUAUAUCUUUAUCCAGACAGAUUAAGACUGCCACUAAUCUUCUACUACGGACACACUUCGGCAGUCUACGUCAAUAAGCUUAUGUUGGCUGAUCUACUAACAAAACGGAUAAAUGCCGAGUUCGAGACCAUCUUUGAGACUGGUGUAGACGAAAUGUUCUGGGACGAUACGGUUAACCAGCGGAUUGAUGGUAAACCCAUCGUGUGGCCGGAAGUGGUUGACGUGACAGCCUACAGACGGCAGGUGAAAAACGCCAUACUGCAAAUGAUCAAUGAUACACCGCUUGAACUUCCCAUCACCAUGGAGAGCAAAUGGUGGGCCCUUCUGAUGGGCAUGGCGCACGAACGUAUUCAUCUAGAAACAUCUUCUGUCCUUAUUCGUCAACUCCCAGUCAACGUAGUGACGAAGCCUCCAACAUGGGUAUAUGCUGAAAUGAAAACCGGCAAACCUGUUGGUCCGAACUCGUUGGUGGCUCUUGAAGGCAGAGAGGUCCAACUGGGCAAACCGCGAAACUUCCCGUCCUACGGAUGGGAUAACGAGUAUGGCGAAUCACGCUGCCUCGUCCCAGAUUUCGAAGCUACAAAAUAUUUGGUAACCAAUGAAGAAUUCCUGAAAUUUGUCACUGACAAAGGUUACGAAAGACAGGAAUUGUGGUCAGACAUCGGAUGGAAAUGGAGAUGCUUCCGGAGUGCAAUCCACCCAACAUUUUGGGUCUGUAACAAAGGGUGUAAAAGUGGUUGUGGUGAAACUCUGUCAAAUUAUACUCAUUGCCAGCUGCGUUCGAGUGACGAACUUAAUGAACCAACAUUCUGCUACCGCGCCAUGUUUGAUGUGAUCACCUUACCAAGAGAUUGGCCGGUCGAAGUGAAUUACCAUGAAGCGAAAGCCUACUGCACCUGGAUGGGCCCCGGCUACCGUUUACCUACCGAAGCCGAGGCGAUGCUCAUGAAAGGAACGAUGCCACCCAUAACUGAGAGAGUCAAGUGUGAUAUCAUCCACUCCGGUAAACCAGAUGCAAACAUAAACUUCAAAUACGGUUCACCAUCGAAUGGUUCCUGGAUUUCCACUGGUAAUGAAGCUUCUCGUUUUGCAAGAUAUGCCUUUCGCAGGCAUUUCUUUCAACACCUGGGUUUCCGUAUGGUGAAAUCUAGCCAUGACAUCCCUGUGAAGCUAAUCGGUCCGACUGAUCAGGUGACAAAAACUUCAGAACUUGAAAAUGGAAGUCCUGUGAAAAGUUAUUCACAGGUAAAUGUAAGUGCGAACAGCCAGUACAGGUACAGUGAUAAGUUGGUCAUUGAAGAUGUCUUACUACAGGAAUAUGGCUUCAAAAAUAGUCUGGAUGCUGUUGCUCUUCAAAAAGGUCUCAGUUUGAUGGAAGAAUGGUCAAUUCCGGCAAAGACUGCACUGGUUCUUGGUUCAAGUUCUGGUAGAGUUGCAUUCGAUAUGUCAAAAACUUUCAAAAAGGUGUUGGGUAUAGACUACAGCAACAGGCUUCUGUCAGUCGCAGAGAAAAUUAAAUCUUCCAAAAGCACCAUUAUACCUUACAGUCUUGGUAAAGAAGUAGAAAUUGAUCCCUCAUGGAGUCGAGAGAAUGUCAUAUUUAAACAGUUAACCUGGUUAUCCAUGGAGCUGGGUUCACACAACAUGGUCCUUGUCACAUUUCUUGAGCGUUUACAGAAUACAAAAGCUUGGCUUUAUCGACUCUGGGAAUUGCUGAAGGAUGAUGGCUUAUUGGUCAUUACUUCUAAAGACACCACAUGGACAGCAGCUGAGUUACAGCAGUACCUACAGCCCAGGUAA
Molecule: messenger RNA, 1890 nt
Organism: Octopus bimaculoides (California two-spot octopus)
Lineage: Eukaryota; Metazoa; Mollusca; Cephalopoda; Octopoda; Octopodidae
Biological process (GO): protein oxidation
Molecular function (GO): formylglycine-generating oxidase activity
Source: RefSeq, a predicted model, not a curated record